This is a messenger RNA of Akanthomyces muscarius, 1146 nucleotides long. RefSeq lists its product as uncharacterized. The record is from RefSeq and is a predicted model, not a curated record. Lineage: Eukaryota; Fungi; Ascomycota; Sordariomycetes; Hypocreales; Cordycipitaceae. Bases 1 to 1146 code for a protein of 381 amino acids. The transcript has 2 exons.
AUGGUUAUUGCCAGAGAUGAUCUCGCGGAUCUUGGAGUUACCCCGAGAUUGGCGACAUGUCCUGCCUGCACGGCGUUUGCAAGGACGGUCUUUGUACACGACAGUCUCAGUCCUCGCAGUAAAACAUCACUCGGUGUCAAAACCGUCUUCACUCUAGGGCUGUCUCUGCUGUGGUCUCGCCAAAAGCCACGCUGCGCCUGGUUUACGCACUACUGCGGUAACUGCGGGCUAAGACUUGUCUUUUGCGAUGAGGCCGGCAAUCGAAAUUAUGUAGAGCCUUCGCAGCUAAUUGCCCUGCGCUCGGCAGAUGGUGUUGCUGGGAAAACGGCACCCUCACCAUAUCCUACCAGCAGCCUGACAGUAAAGGAUGUUCCCGGUGCGGAGGUCCGAUACCGUCAUCUGCGACCAACAUCCGUGUUCUCCGUCCAGUUUGGGGGCAAGCCAGGAGUGCCCUCCAAAAUCGUGCGCAUUCGAGGCACGGGCGGGACCUAUAUCGUCGAUUGCCCAGAUUUGGACUGGGAUGCCAAGUUUGGCGUGGAUUUUCUUAUCCCGAAUAGAAUCAACAAGGCCAAAGCGGUCAAGACAAUGUGGUCCCCUAGAAGACCAUCCAUCAGGAUAUCGUCGUCGUCGGGAGAUGCAGGUGCUAGCGACACUGCUGGGCUUGUACAGCUGUCGCAGAUGCGAUGGGAUAUCCGGCUAUAUUUUACCAAAGAAACGAUUGCCCGGCUCUCAUCACCCGAGUAUGAGUCCAUCACGAUUGGGGCACACGACGAAAACAUCUUUGACCCGGAACUGCCGUAUGUCCUCUGGAAGAGCAGCGAGGGACAUUUGCUCUGGACCAGCCGACUCGCCAAAGACGGUACCACGUCUGCGAAUAAAAUCGAGAAGCGCCUCAUACUCGUGGACUCGUAUGAUAGACUUGUCGCCAUGGAGGUUGACUCUGAGCCGAGAUCGACGCGGGGGCGAUACAUCAAGACAACCGACCCACCGCCGGCGCCCUCAUCGUCACGAAAGCUCUGCAUAUAUAACAAUCUGCAGAAGCCACUUGUCGAUGAGAUCGUGACUAGUUACGUGGCAGUGCUAGCACAGAUGUUUCGGAAAGCUCACAAGGAUUAUCAACUGCUCAUGGAGACGCAGCGAUUCUAG